Molecule: messenger RNA, 1428 nt
Organism: Nicotiana tabacum (common tobacco)
Lineage: Eukaryota; Viridiplantae; Streptophyta; Magnoliopsida; Solanales; Solanaceae
Product: CBL-interacting serine/threonine-protein kinase 5-like
Biological process (GO): protein phosphorylation; signal transduction
Molecular function (GO): ATP binding; protein serine/threonine kinase activity
Source: RefSeq, a predicted model, not a curated record
AUGGAGAAGAAAAUAUUGUUCGGCAAAUAUGAAACCGGGAAACAAUUAGGCAAAGGCACGUUCGCCAAAGUUUUCCAUGCAACAAACCUAGCAACAGGGGAAAAUGUGGCGAUCAAAGUGAUCAAGAAAGAGAUAGUCAAGUCACCACAAAUGAUGGAACAAAUCAAGAGGGAAAUCUCCGUUAUGCGCCUCGUUCGCCACCCUAACAUUGUUGAGCUCAAAGAAGUCAUGGCAACCAAAACCAAAAUCUUCAUUGUCAUGGAAUACGUAAAGGGUGGCGAACUCUUUGCAAAAGUAGCCAAAGGAAGGCUCACAGAAGACGUGGCUCGAAAAUACUUUCAGCAGUUGAUAAGUGCUGUUGAAUUUUGCCAUAGUUGUGGAGUUUCUCAUCGUGAUCUCAAACCAGAAAAUCUUCUCCUUGAUGAGAGUGAGAAUUUGAAGGUCACUGAUUUCGGCCUAUCGGCUUUACCAGAGCAAUUGCUUAACGAUGGCCUUCUUUACACUCAGUGUGGAACUCCUGCCUAUAUUGCACCAGAGAUAAUAAGAAACAAAGGAUAUGAUGGUGGCAAGGCCGAUAUUUGGUCAUGUGGAGUCAUAUUAUAUGUUCUUCUAGCAGGGUGUUUGCCUUUUCGAGAUUUUAACCUUAUGAAUCUAUAUAGAAAAAUUUUCAAAGCUGAAUAUAGGUUCCCCCCAUGGUUAUCUACAGAAGCAAAGCGUUUAAUAUCUAAAAUAUUGGUUCCUAACCCACAAAAAAGGAUUAGUAUAACUGGAAUAAUGAAAGAUCCUUGGUUUAGGAAAGGUUUUACAAUGCCAAUUGGAGUUUCAUCAAUUGAUCAUGAACAUGAUACAUUUUCCAUGUUAGAUAAGUUUGGAAGAGAGGAAUUAAAGCAUGGAGGGAUGAUAAAAUCACCAUCCUCCCCAGCCUUAUUGAAUGCUUUUGAAUUAAUCUCAUCAAUGUCAGCUGGAGCCAAUUUAUCGACCUUGUUUGAGAACAAGAAGAAGACGGAGUCCAUUUUUACAUCGAGGUGCUCGGCCACGAUUAUUAUGGCCAAGAUUCAAUUAUUGGCCAAUAAGUUGAAUUUUAGGGUUGCAAGAGUCAAUGGCUCAACCUUGCGGCUACAAGGUCCCUCAGAGGGCCGGAAAGCGCGAUUAUUGGUGACCAUCGAGGUGUUCAAGGUGGCUCCAGAAGUGGCGGUGGUUAAGUUCUCAAAGAUCUCAGGUGACUCGCGAGAGUACACAGAGUUUUUUGAAGAGGAGGUAAGACCAUACUUGAAGGAUAUUGUUUUGACAUGGCAUGCAGAGGAAGUGCUUAGUGCUUGUGAUAAGGAGGAUUGCAAAAUACCCAUGAAGUGUGCUAGUAGCAAGGAUUUGAGCCAACAUAAGUUAGAAGAAAUUGACAUAACUACAAACUUGUCAUCCAGCGUGUGA